Molecule: messenger RNA, 4326 nt
Organism: Lingula anatina
Lineage: Eukaryota; Metazoa; Brachiopoda; Lingulata; Lingulida; Lingulidae
Biological process (GO): negative regulation of transcription by RNA polymerase II
Cellular component (GO): nucleus
Molecular function (GO): transcription corepressor activity; protein binding
Source: RefSeq, a predicted model, not a curated record
AUGGAGCUGUCCAAAGCCGCAAGGGGACCUCGGGGCUGUACCAGCAGCAUCAGGUACCCCCAUGUUGGAACGACGUCGCACACGCAGUCUGUGUCUCAAAUAACAAUGCACCAUACCGGAACAUUAGCAGCAGCUCAGGGUUUGUCGCAGAUACAACGUGCCCGGAUGUCCGCCCCAUUGCCACAGUAUAACAGAUCGCCCCAACGCGCCAGAACCCAACAGACAACGCAACAGAACACUGCGCCACAAAAUCAAAUGGUCGUGCAAGAAAGAUCAUACCCGGAAGUAACACACGUUCCGAACUCUCGCGCAGAUCUCGUAGGAGAACCUAGGGUGCAUACGCAACCUGCUCAACCACACCACAGGUUCAAUCAAUAUUCCGAUAUCAUGGCAAAGAAUAUUACUCAAACAACAGAAAAAUACCAAUUUCCUUUAAGAACAGUCACAAAUGCUACAACAGCGGAGCUUGUAGGGCAGCCGAGGGUAAAACAGUCGCUGCCUGACUACAAACUCGGCCAGGUCCCCGAUUCAACAGCUCGGCAUGAAACAACAGGAAAACUGUCUGAAUAUUCCGCAGACACAACGCAUGUGCUCGCUUCAAGGGCUGUCUUCGCGUAUCACAAGGCAGCAAUGCAUUACGCAAAAUCUAAAAUGGCUGCAGGUACACUGCAGCAACAUUCAUCUGCGUCGAUCGAGAUUACAUCCGGGCACUCCGUUGACGCAGUAAAAUCUGGGCACCUAAAUGAUACAUCAACCAGCCAUUUUGGCAUCUCUAGAGAAAAUAUGCCGUCGCUAGGCAACCAGAAGCAGGCGAACAGCAACAAUACAAAUUGUACAGGUCGAACGACUGGUCAGCCGGCGUUCGGACAUCAAAGGUCAACUGUCACUGCCCUUCCAGAUAAUAACGCCAACAUGCGCGUUCAAAAUGAUGACACUUACCAAGCGGAAUCUACAAAAGCAGACAACACACGGCCUUUAUCUAAGAACGAUGGCGUUCCUCGGCAACAUUCUCUUAAAGAGGACUUCAUCCGGGCCAUUAAGAAAUAUGAGGUAUUUAAUGUUAACCCGCUGGACGUGAUGAAACUGCGUAACGCCUCGGAGUCCGCGCACAGUGGUAGUAUAGUUAAUGGGACCCCGUGGACACCUGCGAAUAAAACUGAAGCAGCUGAUGCUGCAACAAAUGCCGCAGAAGGUCCGACAUCUGACUCAAUACGCACUCGCAGCAAAAAACAACGGUCUGACAACCAAGUGCUUGUUCCUGUAAGUCAGACAUCGGGUGCUAAAGUAGUUCAAGGUGCAGUGGUCUCAAAUCACUUCAGCACCAAUGAGUCGUGCUCUAGGCAUGAAAAUAUUGCCACUCCUACGUCUAUAGCCUUCCUCCCUUUUCAAAUUACACAUCCUAUCACGGCAAAUGUUUCUAGAGCAACCCAUUCAUACACCUCUACUCAUCGUAAUACGGAAAGGCAGAAUCUUUCGCUUUCAAUCGACCCGUCAGGACAGUCUUUAAGCGGUAGAAGUGCUACUGCAACCUCGGCGGAGACCUCCGCCGCCUCGAGUGUUACGUCAUCUACGUCAUCAAAGGUAACUCAAAGCGUUUUGCGUGAUACUUCGUCCACCUCUGUCACACCACUGUCUUCAGUUCCGAAUCUUUCGGCGUUUAUGCCAACCGGACAGGGCAACAAGUCCCCGCCAUCACCAGUUCGGGAUAGCCAUCAAGACGGGCCACAGACUGUGGUGCCAUCUACCCGGCCAGCCUCCAUGCUGCAAGCUAUAGAGCAGAGUGCGCGCGCCGUCACGUAUCGGGAUUACAAAAAGCCCACCCCCGUUACAAGUAAGAUUGUUAAUAACAAGGGGUCGAACAAACCAGGAAGUAGUAACAGGCCUAACACUCGAUGUAGGGCUCCUGCACCAUCUGGUGAGUGUAACGCAACUGAUGAAGACGAGCUGAUCAAGUAUCGCUCUUCCCUUCGCAUGCCCCCACAGCUGUUAAGAACCAAGAUGGCGCCUAAUCCAGUUCGAUCAAACACAGCAGGAGUUGAUAACAGCAUAAAACCUUACAUUUCGGUGACCAAAGCAUCUGUCAGUCCGGCAAAAUCGGAUCCUGGGAACAGCGGUAGAUAUGCUGAUAGCAACACCAAGAAGGAAACUGGAAAUCCGAUUAAGUCAGAACCCAUAAAGGGAGAGUUAUGUAAUAAAGAGACCAUGCUGUCAGAAAGAUGUGGAAAUGAUGCUGGUAAAGAUUCGGUGCAAAGUGACGUUUCAAAAAUGACCUGUAUCAAAGGAGAACCAACGACAGAAACGCAGGAAUCGCAUUCCCCGAAAGGCUCCGCAAUCCAGACCAAAAGCCCAAAUCGAAAAGGGAACCGUAAGCCCGGGAACCGCAAAGAUACUAAAGUGCAGCCGAAAAGGAGACCGAAAGGAGAAAAAGCGAAAUGUAAAGCUGAACUGCUACAAACGACAAUUGACACGAGAGAGUUUUCGGAGAAAUUUGUGAAAACUUUUGGUCGCAAACAUUCACAGGGACUGUUCGAAACACUUUCAAAAUCUUUGAAUGUUUCCUCGGCGUUGAAUGAUAAUACUAGCAAUGCGCAAUCGAAUCAAAGUGCAUCUGGCAAAGAUGUAGCAAAAGUGUCUCCAGGAUCACGUACAGAAAAAUCACCAUCUCCCACUGACAACUCAAAAAAGGAUGACAUUUUGACUAAUGAGGAGAUAAAAAAUAUUUGGUGCAGAAUGAAGAUGGAGAAGCAGCAAGAGAAAGAAGUAGGUGACACGUCCAGUGUACUUACGAACGAACCUCCAAAAUCUGUGACAAUAUCUCCAGAAAGGGACGAUAAACCAGAGUCAAUAAACGCAAAACGAAAUUCCCCGAAAACUAUGAAAUUUACGACUAAGAAAUUUUCAAUGAACUUGAAGAAAUUGUCGCCGCUCAUGCGCAAAGCGUCUCAGGCCCUCAUGCAAGAGAUGCAACGCAGGGGUCACUUGACCAGGAUGAACGGAUCUUCCGGUGCAGCAUCUGGUAAGAAAUCCCCGAGAUUAAGCCCAAAGAGGCCAAGCACGCCAAUUAAAUCAAAGUCUCUACGAGCUGAGAGCCCUUUUAACUCUUCACCUCGGGAAAGCCCUGUUAAGAUGGAAAUAGAAGAGAACGAAUUAGAAAAGAGGAACACUAUCGAGCAGACAGCUCAAGAAGAAACGAAACCGGUGCCGAAGAAAGAGAAGGAAGCAACACGACCCAUUUUACAAAGGAGAGGACGACAGCUCUUGCGCAAUCAGGACUUUGACAGCGAAUCUGGCUCGCGGGAUACGAGUCUCGAGUCGCGUGACACGAGCUUGGACUCUCAGGGCCGCCCGUCAAGUCGCACGCGCAGGACGCGCAUGCUCGAAGAGAUUGCCAACACGGACGGUUUUGUGGCAGAACGCAGGGGCCGGAAAAUUGAGGACCUGUUUGCUCAUCCGUCUGAGUUGGACCGAGAGGCAAGGUGGUUGCAGCGGGCCAUGAUGAAGUUCACCGAAAUGGAAACAAAGCCGGACGGAGACGACCUCACCGCUUCACGGCGCAGGAGGAACCCGAACGCUAGUGCUCUCACCAAAGCUGCACAGCUCCGGCGACGCGCGUGCAGGUUUACGAAUAAAUCGGGAUUAACUCCACAGAAAUUCUCGGACUUUAGUCCUGAGAUCCUGCCGACAAGGACGCGAGGAACAGGCCUAGAACGAAUCCGACGACGAAGCUAUAACAAGAAUGCGGCCUACGAAGCUGAGCUUUCUCGGGAGGAAGAACGAUUGGAACUCAAGCGGGCCAACCGUCAAGCGAAACGAAACCGAGAGCAAGAACAGUCCAAAGAAAAAGAAAAACUGGAAACAUCUACAGAAAUGUCGGUGGAUGAGGGUGAUGAAUCGCAGGUGGACGCAGACGACAUUUCCCCUGUCAGAGGGAGGCGAAAGAAACGCGGCGGGAAACAGUCUACCGGAAGUCGUGGCAGCAAACGCACGAAAAAAGUUGAGGUAAAGAUAGAUUACGCAGGAUGUGAAGACGCGGACACAGACGAGUAUUACUAUGAGGAUAACUACGCAUACGAGGGGGUGUCGGAAGACCUGCCGUCUCAUCUGCAUGACGAGUUGAAUGACAUGAUUGACGACGGCACCACACAGAGCGAGGAACAGUUUGACAAGCCAGCCGAGACUAACGAUAGCUGCGCCCAGGACCGCCGCACGCCUCCGCUGUUGAAGAAGUUGACGUGUAGUAAAACCUCGGGAGAAACGGUUCUUCACCGAGCGGCGAGGAUGGGGUACGAGUCUAUUGCUAAGCACGUGCCUGCCGUUCUGCAGUAA